Alligator mississippiensis (American alligator) is the source of this 5925-nucleotide messenger RNA. It is a transcript of the gene ESRRG, whose product is annotated as estrogen related receptor gamma. Gene Ontology annotation, cellular component: nucleus. Gene Ontology annotation, biological process: regulation of DNA-templated transcription; retinoic acid receptor signaling pathway. The transcript is spliced from 8 exons. The coding region runs from base 1075 to 2511 and encodes 478 amino acids. Gene Ontology annotation, molecular function: nuclear receptor activity; sequence-specific DNA binding; zinc ion binding. The record is from RefSeq and is a predicted model, not a curated record. Lineage: Eukaryota; Metazoa; Chordata; Crocodylia; Alligatoridae.
ACCCAGCCAUGAUCACCUUUUGCACAGAUGGUCACUGAAAUCAGGCACAGACACUUUUUACCUUUUUUUUAAUCCUUCCCUCCCUUUCUCUUCCUUUAUCUCCCCGCUUCCUCUCCACCUCUUCCCUAGGUUUUUUUUUUCUUUCUUUCUUUUUAGUUGUAGUUUGCGCGGUUUCUCCCUCCCUAAGAGGAAGAAUGAACCAUAGGCAAAUGUCAAGGGGGAAAUGUGCUGGAGAAAAAGGAAAGAAGGAGUGGUGAAGGAGGGAGGAGGAGGAGGGUUUUGCUAAGCGAUUGCCUUUUCCCCUGAGUCCGAGCCGGCUGGGAAUUAGCAACAGAAAGAUAAGGCAGGUUAUAUCCCCCUCCUCACAGCUCUGCUUUUCGACCCCUAGACAAUGAUACAAGUCUGGAGAGGGGGAUCGAUGUAUAGGAAUUUGGGAAAGGCUUGAUGAUAACCGCGUGUCUAAAGAAGUGGCUGUCAGACAGCUUGUGCAGACCGACAGGUAGGGAUGCAGCUUGCCCAGGAGCCCGGGCUCCGGGAGCACAGCUGGGAAGAAGGAGGCAGAUCGCACAGCGUGCUCUCCAGGCUCCGCGCUGCCUCAGCCCGCUCAGUGCCCGGGGGGGCGGGGGGUAUGGCCACACGUCCGGCCCCUGCCUGCAUGCUUUCCAAGGCAUCCUCCAACCAGUGUGACCCCAGAAGUGAAGUCAAGCCCCACACGAUGCAUUUAAGAAAUUGCCCAGUUGACUCAGGGAAGGGGAAAAUGCGAUGUGAGACAGGGAAUGUGGCUCUUGGGAACAUGGCUGGAGAAGGCUGAGGGAUGCAAAGCCCGCUAGGGACCCGGCGUGGGGGGUGAAAAGUGGGGAUUUGCUUCCAGCAGGGAAAGGCACUUUUCUCCAACAAUACUUGAGCUCUGAUCGUGCACUCCCGGGGCAGGGUAGCAUUACACGAGCAGAGUCAGGGUUAUCCAGGGCAUGAGGCAGUGCGCCCGGGAUGUAACCUUUCUAGCCAUUUAAACACAAAGAAGAGGGAGAGCAGGAGUUUCACUUGGAAAUCCAGAGAGCACGGCUUGUCUGCAGAAUGUCAAGCAAAGAUCGACACAUUGAUUCUAACUGUUCGUCAUAUAUCAAGACGGAACCAUCAAGCCCCGCCUCUUUGACGGACAGCGUCAACCACCACAGCCCUGGUGGCUGUUCAGACGCCAGUGGGAGCUAUAGUUCAACCAUGAAUGGACAUCAGAAUGGGCUGGACUCGCCAUCCCUCUACCCUUCCGCCACAGGGCUUGGAGGCAAUGGGCCAGGCAGGAAACUAUAUGAGGACUGCUCCAGUACCAUUGCUGAAGAUUCACAGACCAAGUGUGAAUAUAUGCUGAACUCGAUGCCCAAAAGACUGUGUUUGGUGUGUGGUGAUAUUGCGUCAGGGUACCACUAUGGGGUGGCUUCCUGUGAGGCCUGCAAGGCUUUCUUCAAGAGGACAAUUCAAGGUAACAUAGAAUACAGCUGCCCAGCAACGAAUGAAUGUGAAAUCACAAAGCGCAGACGCAAAUCCUGCCAAGCCUGCCGCUUCAUGAAGUGUCUAAAAGUUGGCAUGCUGAAAGAAGGGAGGCGCAGGACUUCCAGGGCCCCUCAGCCAAUCAGACAUGUGGGGGGACCCACUGUGCUCCACUGUGAAAAUGAUGCCCGAUGCCAUGCCAGGACAAUGAAAUCUGGAGGGAGCCUCCAUGAAUUAGGGGUCCGUCUAGACAGAGUACGUGGAGGUCGCCAGAAGUACAAGCGCAGAAUAGAUGCAGAGAAUAGCCCAUUCCUGAACCCUCAGCUAGUUCAGCCAGCAAAAAAGCCAUAUAACAAGAUUGUCUCUCAUUUACUGGUGGCUGAACCAGAGAAGAUCUAUGCCAUGCCUGACCCCACUGUUCCAGACAGCGACAUCAAAGCGCUCACCACCCUUUGUGACCUGGCAGACAGAGAAUUGGUGGUCAUCAUUGGAUGGGCUAAGCAUAUUCCAGGUUUCUCCACUUUGUCUCUGGCUGACCAGAUGAGCCUUCUGCAGAGUGCUUGGAUGGAGAUUUUGAUUCUGGGUGUUGUGUACCGAUCACUGCCUUUUGAAGAUGAGCUUGUCUAUGCUGAAGAUUAUAUAAUGGAUGAAGUCCAGUCCAAAUUGGCAGGCCUUCUUGACCUCAACAAUGCCAUCCUGCAGCUGGUAAAGAAAUACAAGAGCAUGAAGCUGGAGAAAGAAGAGUUUGUCACCCUCAAAGCUAUAGCGCUUGCUAAUUCAGACUCAAUGCACAUAGAGGAUGUUGAAGCAGUUCAGAAACUUCAAGAUGUCUUACAUGAGGCUCUGCAGGAUUACGAGGCUGGUCAACAUAUGGAAGACCCACGUCGAGCUGGCAAAAUGCUGAUGACUCUCCCGCUUCUGAGGCAAACCUCCACUAAGGCAGUGCAGCAUUUCUACAACAUCAAACUGGAAGGCAAAGUUCCCAUGCACAAACUUUUUUUGGAAAUGCUGGAGGCCAAGGUUUGACUAAAGCAUCAUGGGCCUUCCCAUCAUGCACGUUGAAAAAAAAAGGGAAAAUAAACAGGAUAAUAAUGGCAAAGAAACUUAGUGUUUAAUUAAGAAAAAAAAAUGACUGCACUGAAAUUAGCAGCAAGACUGUGAAGCAGCUUUCAGCUCUUUCUUCUGUGUCUAUCUGAUGCAGUUUUCCUUUUUCUUUUCUCUCUUUCCCUUUUCUGUUCUUUCAGUUUUUUUCUUUUUCUUUUCUUUUUUUUUCCUUUGCUGCUGAACUUUUUAAAAGAGGUCUCUAAUUGAAGAGAGAUGGAAGCCAGGCCUGCCAAAGGAUGGAAAUCCAUAAUAUGGAUGCCAGUGAACUUAUUAUGAACCAUAAUGUCCCCAAUGACAAAGGAAUCAAAGAGAGAACCAUCGUACCUAGCAGUACAGUACAACACGAUGAACUGACUGAAUGCAGUAUUAGAUUUCAUAGGAGCAGUCUCUAAUUAGACGACUAAGCGACGAUGCAUCGGCUGCUUCUUAUCAUUGCAUUUUCCAUCUAGAUCAGUUACAGCCAUUUGAUUCCUUAAUUGUUUUUUCAAGUCUUCCAGAUAUUUCUUAGGUUAGCUACGAUGUAACUUUUUCAGGGAAUAGUUUAAGCUUUAUUCAUUCAUGCAAUACUAAAGAGAAAAAAAAUACUGCAUUAUUGUGCUGGCUUGAACAAUGAUGAACAAUAAUGAAGGACAAAUGAAUCCUGACGGAAGAUUUUUUUAACUGUUUUGUUUCUUCUUACUAAUGGAGAUUUUUUUGUACCAGCUUUACCACUUUUCAGCCAUUUAUUAAUGUGGGAAUUUAUCUUACUAAAGCAAUAGUUGAAGGGAAGGUGCAUAUUAUCACGGAUGCAAUUUAUGUUGUGUGCCAGUCUGGUCCAAAACAUCCAGUUUCUUAACAUGAGCUCCAGUUUAUAACUAAAUGUUCACUGACUGAAAGGAUUAGAUUACACCUACAGUAUAUCUGAGUAGUCUAAUAUAUACAAACUCCAUAUUGAAUACAAAUCUGUCAAGAUGUUAGGAAAGUGCGACCGUAUAUAAGUACAAUCGCUACAUGAUCUCUAACUGCUUCAGUUGUAAACAAAUGAGAUACUGCCUGUUAUUUGCAAAAUUACAAAGUUCUUACAUGAAGACCUGUGAACCAAUAAUAACUCAGAGGCAAUAAGGCAAAUGCCAAGGUUUGCAAAAUUAAGAAAUCAGAAUAGUAGAUUUCUGACCAAAUUCAAGAAUUUAACACUUCUACACUAUAUCUGUUAAUUUAAACUUUAUUUUGUAAAUUGCAAUCUUUAACAAGUAGCUAAACCAGUAUAUGUGCUUUUCAACCAGUAUUGUCACAGCAUGGAAGUCGGACAGUUUCAAGACUGUUAAGAGGUGUAAUCUAAUGUAUAAACUAAUUAGAUGCCCCCAGAAAACUACAGUCGCUAAAUAACCAAUAAACAAUAACCUCCAUCAAAUGCUAUACCAAUGUACCAGUGUUAGUAGCUGCUCCCUGUACUAUGUGAACAUCCUUAUUCUAUGUACACAGAUGUAAUUAAAAUUGUAAUCCUAACAAACAAAAGAAAUGUAGUUCAGCUUUUCAAUGUUUCAUGUUUGCUGUGCUUUUCUGAAUUCUUAUGUUGCAUUCAAAGACUGUUGUCUUGUUCUUCUUGUGGUGUUUGGAUUCUUGUGGUGUGUGCUUAUAGACACAGGGUAGAAUUAGAGACAAUAUUGGAUGUACAAUUCCUCAGGAGAUUACAGUAGUAUAUUCUAUUCCUUACGGUAAUAAGGUUCUUCCUAGUAAUAAUUAAGAGAUCGAAACUCCAAACAAGUACUCAUUAUGAACAGAUACACGUUGAAAUCGUAAUAUUUUCAAACAAGGGAUAAUUUCUGUAACAGUUUAUUAUAGAAUACCAAUGUAUAGCUUAGAAAUAAAACUUUGAAUAUUUCAAGAUUAUAGAUAAGUCUAAUUUUUAAAUGCUGUAAAUAUAGCUUUUAUUCAAUCAUCUCUCAGAUGGUGUUAUUAACUCGCUCUGUGUUGUUGCAAAACUUUUUUGGUGCGGACAAGUUUCCAAAACUAUUGCUACUUUGUGUGCUUUAAACAAAAUACAAUAGGAUGAUGGUACAUCGGCCUUGUGCUAGAAAAUACUGUGUAUCUAUCAUUAGCUAUAUGGGACUAUAUUGUAGAUCGUGUUUUCUCAGUAGAGAAGUGACUGUAGUGUGAUUCUAGAUAAAUCAUCGUUAGCAAUUCAUUCAGAUGGUCAAUAACUUGAAAUUUAUAGCUGUGAUAGGAGUUCAGAAAUUGGCACAUCCCUUUUUAAAAAUGAUAAAAAAAAAAAAAUACAACUCCUGGGAAAAAAGGUGCUGAUUCUAUAAGAUUAUUUAUAUAUGUAAGAGUGCAAAAAAAAUAUUUUCCAGAAAGUUUGUGCAGGGUUUAAGUUGCUACUGUUCAAUUACACUAUAUAUAUAUAAAUAUAUAAUAUAAAUAUUGUUUUUGCUGUAUCACAUUGAAAAACUUGGGCUUCAGAGUCAAAAGCCAAUCAACUCAAGAAAUACAAAAAACACACAAAAAAAAGAGGAAAUGUGUUAAAGGCACACGGUGCAAAGUUUAGUUUUCAUUUUCAGUAAUUUUUCAGAGCUGCAAAAGAACAAGUAUCUCGAGACUGUAAACAUAUUAACUGAACUAUAGCUAAAAGAACUGCACGGGCUUUAUAGUAUUGUUCAUCUUAAACCUUGCUGGAGAAGAGUACUUUCAAGACCACUUACUUAAUGUGAAGUGUUGGGUAAAUUUCAAAAGGUGUAUGUUUUAGCCAUAACAAUUUAAUUUCUAUUUUUUGCUUCAUUUUUUAAUUUUUUUUCUUAUUUAAAGCAAUAUGAUUGUGUGACUCCUUGAAGUUACACAUUUGUUUCAAUCAGAUCAGAUUGUUGUAUUUAUUCCACUAUUUUGCAUUUAAAUGAUAACGUAAAAAGAUAUAAAAAAUUAAAACUGCUAUUUUUCUUAUAGAAGAGAAAAUGGGUGUUGGUGAUUGUAUUUUAAUUAUUUAAGCGUCUCUGUUUACCUGCCUAGGAAGACAUUUUAUGGCAGUCUUAUCGUGCAAAGAUUGCAAAAGGACAAAAAAAAAAAAAUUAAACUGCUUAUAAUAAUCCAGGAGUUGCAUAAUAGCCAGUAGUAAAAAAACAUGUCUAUAGCUGUAGAUGGGCUUCACAUCUGUAAAGCAAUCAACUGUAUAUUUUUGUGAUGUGUAUCAUACCGUGUGCUCCAACCAAUGUCCAUUUGUGUAAAUGUAUUUAUUUUAUAUUGUAUAUAUUGUUAAAUGCAAAAAGGAGAUAUGAUUCUGUAACUCCAAUCAGUUCAGAUGUGUAACUCAAAUGAUUAUGCCUUUCAGGAUGAUGGUAGAGCAAUAUUAAACAAGCUUCCACUUUU